AUGCAGACAGCGAAUCACAUGAGCAGGGAUAUGUUUACAAACUGAGCUGAGGAGGCGUGCUCACUUGCUCCAUUAUGAGGAAGCAGGACUGAGAGCCAAGAGAGAAAAAGAGAGACUGGGACCAGAGGAGAGGUGCUGCCUGGGUUAAACUUAGCAGUGUUAGGCUCAUUUUUUCUCUCUCUUUUUUUCACCUCCUCUUUGUCUGUUUUGAAGGGGGGGAGGCAGAUGGCUGGGGCUGACAGAGCAGAGAGCACAACGCCAGUGCGGGCAUGAGGAGCUGCUUUCACAGGAACACUGGGCACUGCAGGGAGCCAUUCGCGUCUUUCCUUUGUUUCCCAUAAUUGGCAGAGGCAGGUUUUAACAGCAAGAGAGGAAAUCUAUGUCGAGACGAAGGAGGAGGCAGAGAGAAAGAGAGAGAAGGAGAGUAAAACAGAGGACCUCAGAGGAGCAGGGGAGGUAGGGGUAAGCCUUGUGACAAUGUUUCUCUCCUUUUGGACUAUUAACAAUGACAUUGAUGUGUCUUUAACCUGCCAGGUUUGGAUGUUUAUAUCCUAGUAUAAACAACGCUAUGAUCCGGAUAUCUUUUUGUUUAUUUGAAGAGUGGAGCCAUUGCAACACGGCUGUAUUUGAUUCCACAAUACCUUUUCACAUUUGUUUUGAGCUUGAUUUUGGAUUGAAAAAAGUACCUUUCAAUUCCUGAUGACAUUGUUGCUUGAUUAUUCACAUCAUGCUUACCUAAAUCAUCACAAAGAGUUGAUUUCAACAAUGAGUGACUUGUUUUUGUAAUGUUUUACUGGAAAACAGACCAUCAUCCACAAGAGAGUUUCUUGAGGAACUGAGAGUUUUAUCCCAAAGGGAUUGACUCAGCCUAAAAACACAACAAGGGUUGAGUAAUCAGUCCUUUUCAUUGGGGACAGGAGAGUUUGGACUCACGUCAUUGUCUGGAAGACAGUGACUUAUCUGGGGACAAUCUCCUCAAUCUGUCUGCACCCCAACAAACAAAGACCUAGGACUGGUUGUGACCGCAGACACAGUGACCCUAGUGGUCGUGAUUGACUUCAGACGUUUUCACCCCAAUCUACUGAUUCCCUGGGUCUCUGGCCAUCUGGAAGCUGAUUUCAUGCACCCGGUCCGGUGGUGUAACGGAUGUCUGUGCGGUUUAAGAUCGCAGAUCUCAGACCCUUACGGCAAGAUGACAUCGGAAGACAUCUACAACCUGCCCCUCAACGUGUACGUCAUCAUCCUGGGCAUCGGCCUCUUCAUCUUCAUGCUCAGCCUGAUCUUCUGCUGCUACAUGUUCAGGUUAAGGCAACAAGGCACAAGGGAGCAAUACGGAUAUAAUGAGGUUGUUUUGAAAGGAGCAGGAAAGAAACUGAGUCUUCUUGGAACCUGUGCAGUGUGCUUAGAACAGUUCAAAAGCAGAGACGAACUUGGAGUGUGUCCCUGCUCACAUGCCUUCCACAAGAAGUGUCUGUUAAAAUGGCUGGAGAUCCGCAGUGUCUGCCCUAUGUGCAACAAACCUAUCUGCCGUUUGCAGCCAGACCUCCCACAGGGCGCAGAGAGGCCCCAGGGCCCAAUGGAGGUGUGAGAGGAGAGAAGGACCCCACCACAGCACCUCAACACCACUAACUACAGUCCCAACCUGCCUCUCCCAGACCGCCUGACCCCUAAAAAUCACACCCUGGUCCAGGUGAAGGGAAUCAGGCAUUCCAUCCUGACCUCUCCCAUAUUUCCUAGUUCUGACAGACUAUUUAAAUCCACUCCACUCUUUGAAGGUGUUAGAGCCCUGCAGGUGUGUGUGAGAUAAGACUUUAAAGUGGAACUCAUAGAACAAUAUUGGGGGACAAACUGACAAACUGUCAGUACCCUCCAUCCCAUGUUGCCAAUUGAAGAUAGGGUGUCUGAUUGGUCGAUGAGUAACAUAGGACCUGGAUGGAGGUGACACCCACAUACCACGCUCAUAGCUGCCAAUAUGGGCCAAUGAGAUAUCCAGCUAUGACAUAGGGUACAGUGA
Messenger RNA from Oncorhynchus keta (chum salmon), 2014 nucleotides. Its product is annotated as RING finger protein 122-like. The transcript has 6 exons. The coding region runs from base 1121 to 1588 and encodes 155 amino acids. The record is from RefSeq and is a predicted model, not a curated record. Lineage: Eukaryota; Metazoa; Chordata; Actinopteri; Salmoniformes; Salmonidae.